This is a messenger RNA of Columba livia (rock pigeon), 442 nucleotides long. It is a transcript of the gene KGD4, whose product is annotated as alpha-ketoglutarate dehydrogenase subunit 4. The record is from RefSeq and is a predicted model, not a curated record. Gene Ontology annotation, molecular function: oxoglutarate dehydrogenase (succinyl-transferring) activity. The transcript is spliced from 4 exons. NCBI's taxonomy places the organism in Eukaryota, Metazoa, Chordata, Aves, Columbiformes, Columbidae. The coding region runs from base 39 to 362 and encodes 107 amino acids. Gene Ontology annotation, biological process: 2-oxoglutarate metabolic process.
GGGGCGGGGCCAGGCCCGCGGGGCGGGACGGGGUCGCCAUGGGCAGUAAGAUGGCGGCAGCCGCCAGGGUCGUGCAGGCAGUCAAGCCGCAUACUCCGUUAAUUAAGUUCCCGGACAGAAAAAGUAGCCCCAGACCAAAAAUACAGGAAUCUCUACAAGCAAGUGAGCCAUCUCUCCAUGCUUCAGCAGCACAGGAAUCUGUAGGAGGCAGAUCACUGGCCUUUCAAAAUAUUUCACCUGUUACUAGAGUACAAGGUACACCAGACACUUUUGAAUUAGCAAGAACCUUACCUCAGAAAUACAGAAGGAAACUUAUGUCGGAUGAAGAGAUUGAACUUAUUCAACGUGGAGGUCCCGAAUAAGUAUGGAAGAUAGUUCAUUGGCCACUGUUGAAGAAUGAAGUGUUGCAUUCACAAUAAAGGCAUUUCCUUAAUAUUAAAAA